Physella acuta is the source of this 1903-nucleotide messenger RNA. Its product is annotated as H/ACA ribonucleoprotein complex subunit DKC1. Gene Ontology annotation, cellular component: box H/ACA snoRNP complex. Gene Ontology annotation, molecular function: pseudouridine synthase activity; RNA binding. Gene Ontology annotation, biological process: mRNA pseudouridine synthesis; snRNA pseudouridine synthesis; box H/ACA sno(s)RNA 3'-end processing. NCBI's taxonomy places the organism in Eukaryota, Metazoa, Mollusca, Gastropoda, Physidae. The record is from RefSeq and is a predicted model, not a curated record.
GUUGGCUUGUCAUAGGCUUACGCGCUUUUUAGUUUUUACGUAAACUAUUUUGACCUUCAGAUGCUGAAAAUAUUGCCAGGAUUAGUUUCAAAACACGUGUUGUACAUCAACAAGAAUGGCCACAGAAGAUAAUAAAAAGAAGAAGAAAAUCUCUAGUGCUGAAGUUGGAGAAAUCCAGCGGUCAGAAACUUUUCUUAUUGCUCCAUCAGAAAAAGCAGCCAAGUUAGACACAUCUCAUUGGCCACUUUUGUUAAAGAACUUUGACAAAUUGAACAGAUUAACAAGCCACUACACUCCAGUGCCUGCUGGCUCUUCUCCCCUACAGAGAUCUACAGAAGAUUAUGUUAGAUCUGGGUUUAUUAAUCUUGAUAAACCUUCCAACCCAUCCUCACACGAAGUUGUAGCAUGGAUAAAGCGUAUUUUGCGAGUAGAAAAAACUGGCCACAGUGGUACAUUAGAUCCCAAAGUUACAGGGUGCCUGAUUGUCUGUAUUGAUCGGGCUACUCGAUUGGUCAAAUCUCAACAAGGUGCUGGUAAAGAGUAUGUCUGCAUUUUUGAGCUUCACAACCCGGUGGCAGAUGAAAAGAAAGUCAGAUUGUGUUUGGAGGGUAUCAAAGGUGCUAUGUUUCAAAGGCCACCCCUGAUCUCCGCUGUUAAACGUCAACUAAGAAUAAGAACAGUUUAUGAUGUUAAAAUGAUUGAAUAUGAUGCCAGCAAAAGCCUAGGCAUUUUCUGGGUGAGCUGUGAGGCAGGCACUUACAUUAGGACCAUGUGUGUGCACCUGGGUCUAUUCCUGGGUGUGGGAGGCCACAUGAAAGAACUCAGAAGAGUUCGUUCUGGCAUUCAAAGUGAAAAGGAUGGCAUGGUGACCAUGCAUGAUGUUUUAGAUGCUCAGUGGAUGUAUGACAACCAGAAAGAUGACUCAUAUCUUCGUUGUGCUAUUAGACCCCUUGAGGCUCUAUUAGUUGGUCACAAGAGGAUUAUUAUCAAAGACUCCGCUGUGAAUGCUAUAUGCCAUGGAGCUCAAGUACUUAUUCCUGGUGUUUUAAGAUAUGAGGAUGGAAUAGAAGUGGGGCAGGAGAUUGUUAUUGUUUCGACCAAGGGUGAAGCCAUUGCACUUGCUAUUGCACAAAUGACAACAGCUGUUAUGUCAACAUGUGAUCAUGGCAUUUGUGCUAAGUUAAAGAGAGUCAUCAUGGAGAGGGACACAUACCCAAGGAAAUGGGGUCUGGGACCAAAGGCUAGCAAUAAAAAGAAUUUAAUCAAGCAAGGUCUUCUCAACAAAUAUGGGAAACCUAAUGAGAACACUCCUAAAAACUGGAACCCUGCCAUUGAUGACUUCAAUGCUGGAACAACAGUAAAAGUUGAAAAUGCAACUGCUAAUGCACAAACACCUGCCAAAACUGGAAAAAAAAGGCAACGUGAAGGCAGUGAUUCUGGAAGCGAUGUAGAGAAGGUCCCUGAGAUCACAACACCAAGUGGAGAUGCCUCUGGAGACAAGAAAAAGAAGAAGAAGAAGAAAGACAAACAAAAGGACUUAGAUGGAGAACCUGAGGCUGUAAAUGUUGAGGUGACAUCUGAGAAGAAGAAAAAGAAAAAAAAGAAGCACAAGAAAGAUGAUGAUGCCGAAUAAGGGGUGGGUGAUCAAGCUAGGUUUUAGACACUGCCAUUUAGUAGAUAAAAUGAAUGCUAGUAUCUUCUCUGUAUGGUUGGACCAUUUGUAAAUAGUGAGAGAUGUGUGAUUGAGGGAUGUUAGGUAAUUUGGUAGGAUAUUAAGCAUUCGUUUUUAUUGGGAAUUUUUAUAUGGAAUAAAUUUGUCGAUCUGACAUGCUCAGAUGCUGAUUCCUGUUUUUCAAAAUUGUUAAUGUGAACUCGGGCAUUUGAAAAUAAAUUUUAACUACAA